Cercopithifilaria johnstoni is the source of this 759-nucleotide messenger RNA. Lineage: Eukaryota; Metazoa; Nematoda; Chromadorea; Rhabditida; Onchocercidae. The record is from the annotation of a GenBank genome assembly.
AUGAAAGAAUUAGAAAACGGAAUUGGUAAUGCUGCAGAAAUGAUCGAAGAAGAAUUAUCUGAAAGAAGAAAGCUCGACAGAAUGCGGUUGUAUCUGGCUUGCUACGUUUUUGUCAUAUUGUUCGUGGCACAGAUAAGGUCGAAUCACAUCAUCUCGCAUCGCUUAUCACUUUUCAUACAACGACACUGGUAUAAUAAUAUAUCACAGAUAUAUCGUUUAAACGAUUGCAAAUAUUCUAAAGUGAGAAUAGACGCCGCCAAGAAAGUCUUUAUCAUCAUUAGCAAAACGCAUUGGUGCAAUGAAGGGAUCAAAGCGGUGUUUGGCGUCAGUGCCGAAACAAGGAGAAAUGGCUCGAAUGUGAUUGCGUGGGCUAUGCCGUACAAUUACACUGGAUCGAUAGAUCCGCGUAGCAGAUGUCGAAAUGAUGCAUACUUUGAAAAUGCUAGCAGAACUGCUUAUGGAUUAGCGAGGAUCGAUUUGCUUUGCCGUAAAAGACAACCACGUUUCGCACGUUUAGUGAGACGGAUUUGGAAGCGAUCUGUUCAGGAGAAGCACCAUCCAUUCACAGUUACCAUCUAUGGAAUCAAUGAAAGCCUUUUCACAAUUACAAUCGGCGUGCUGUUGUACGCUGUAUUUGGGGCGUGUUUUUUGGUAACUAAUUUGGCAUACUUGUCCGGAAUAUGUACAGUUCAAAAUGCUACUCUCAUUCCGGAAAACGAAAAAAACGAAAUACCAAAGGAUAAAGUACUACAACCCUGA